This is a messenger RNA of Agelaius phoeniceus (red-winged blackbird), 309 nucleotides long. The record is from RefSeq and is a predicted model, not a curated record. NCBI's taxonomy places the organism in Eukaryota, Metazoa, Chordata, Aves, Passeriformes, Icteridae.
AUGGGCUGCUCCAGCAGCGCCCGCAGCCGCCCCCAGGAGCCGCCGCAGCUGCCGGGUGAGACGGGAGAACAGGUGGAAACUGAGCUGCUCAGUGAGACAGUAAGUGAAGGGCCUGAAACAAAAGAAGAAGAAACAGGAGAAGCUGUGGAUAGCGCAGCAGCGACAGAGAUAGUCUCAGACUGUCCCUCACUGUGGAGAGCAGCGGUGUAUUCACUCUCCUGCCACCGAAAUCACAAGGAGGGCUAUGAUGGACUUUACCGGCCAAUGCUCAACUCAGCACGCCACAAGAACACCGCAGCUGCCACCUAG